Molecule: messenger RNA, 554 nt
Organism: Cercocebus atys (sooty mangabey)
Lineage: Eukaryota; Metazoa; Chordata; Mammalia; Primates; Cercopithecidae
Gene: NDUFB7
Product: NADH dehydrogenase (ubiquinone) 1 beta subcomplex, 7, 18kDa
Exons: 3
Coding region: 87-500 (137 amino acids)
Cellular component (GO): mitochondrion
Source: RefSeq, a predicted model, not a curated record
AAGCCGUGUCUAGCUGAGGGGUCAGUGGUUCCGGGUAGGAGCUAGGUGACCCUCGGCUGCUGUGGGAACCUGCAGCGACUGCAGCCAUGGGGGCGCACCUCGUCCGGCGCUACUUGGGCGAUUCCUCGGUGGAGCCCGACCCCUUGCAGAUGCCAACUUUCCCGCCCGACUACGGCUUGCCCGAACGCAAGGAGCGCGCGAUGGUGGCCACACAGCAGGAGAUGAUGGACGCGCAGCUGAGUCUCCAGCUGCGGGACUACUGUGCCCACUACCUCAUCCAGCUGCUCAAGUGCAGGCGCGACAAGUUCCCCAACUUCCUGGCCUGCAAGCAGGAGCGGCACGACUGGCACUACUGCGAGCACCGCGACUAUGUGAUGCGCAUGAAGGAGUUUGAGCGGGAGCGGAGGCUGCUCCAGCGAAAGCAGCGGCGGGAGAAGAAGGCCACAGAGUUGGCCAAAGGCCAGGGACCCGGGAAAGUGGACCCCCAGGUGGCCCUGUAGGGGGUGCACCCCCCACCCUAUGGACCAGUCAAAUAAAAACCUUCAGGCCCCUCA